Molecule: messenger RNA, 1974 nt
Organism: Panicum virgatum (switchgrass)
Lineage: Eukaryota; Viridiplantae; Streptophyta; Magnoliopsida; Poales; Poaceae
Product: probable protein phosphatase 2C 77
Exons: 2
Coding region: 85-1056 (323 amino acids)
Biological process (GO): protein dephosphorylation
Molecular function (GO): protein serine/threonine phosphatase activity; cation binding
Source: RefSeq, a predicted model, not a curated record
CCACAAUCGAUCAGCUGCAAACCAGUUUGACCAUCUAGCCUCACAUCCUGUGUGCUCUCCGGCAGGCGGCGUUUCCGGUGAUCGAUGAUGCCGUACAGCACCGUCCGCUUCUUCUGCUCGGUCGUCGCCGCCUUCGCGCGCCUCGUGCGCGAGCUUCGCAAGGCCGUCGCCAUGGCCGCGUCGUCUUCGUCGGCGGCGGCGGUGUCUCCUCCCGUGGGCCUGAUAGCCGCCGCGCCGCUGCCGCUGCGCAGGAAGAAGCUCCUGGCCGCGCUCGCGCCGCCGCAGCCGCAGCCGCCCGUGGUUGCUCGUCCGGCGGAGGUGUGCGACGCCGCCGCCGGCGUCAGUGUGGCCGGGGUGGUGGAUCAGCAGCCGCAGCAGGCCGAGAGCAAGAGGAAGAAGACGUCCGCGUGGUCGGCGAGGGGGCGGCCCUCGAGGCUCGUCAUACCGGUGGCGGAUGACGCCGGCGAGCUGGCCGCCGGCUGGGGCGCGGCCGCGGCGGCGGCCACGGAGGCCGACGUGGUGGUGGAGGGCGAGGGGUUCUGGGUGGCCAGUCGGGCUGGGCCGAGGCAUUCCAUGGAGGACGCCUACUCGGUGGUCACUCACAAAAAUGGUGGUGAUUCCCAGCUGGCAUUCUACGGUGUCUUCGACGGGCAUGGUGGCCGCGGGGCCGUGGACUUCGUCUCCCAGCGCCUCGGCGAGAACGUCGUCUCCGCGGUGCUCGCCGCGGGUUCGGAGGCCCGCGACGAAGCACCGUCGGCGGCGGAGGAGGAUGACGACGCCGUCUCGGCCGCGAUCAGAGCCGCCUACUUGGCCACCGACAGCGAGCUCCUCGCACAACAUCAGGUGCGUGUGCGUACCACGACAGUGACUCGUAUUGCACGUUGCCGGUUCCUUCAUCCGUUUACCGGGUCUACCCACUUUUUCCCGCCGUUGAACGCGUCAAAAGGGUCUCUUUUGUUCGUUGUUCCCACAUGUUUUUUUUAUGCCUAUCUGAUCGCGACGAGCGGUCGAUCGAACACGUAUUUCCCUAGCGUUGCCCGAAAAAAAAAAGAAUGAUUUUUUAAAAUGAAAAAGAAUGAUUUUUUGAGAUUAUAAUUAACGUCUGGUUUGAUCUUUUGGACGCAGCAGGGUGCGAGCGCCGGCGGCGCGUGCGCGGCGACGGCGCUGGUGAGGGGCAGCGACCUGUACGUGGCGCACCUGGGCGACUGCCGCGCGGUGCUGAGCCGCGGCGGCGGCGUGGCGGCCGCGCUGACGGCGGACCACACGUGCGCGGCGGAGGGCGAGAGGGCGCGCAUCGAGCGCGGCGGCGGCUUCGUGAGCCGCAGCGGCAGCGGCGUGUGGCGGGUGCAGGGCAGCCUGGCCGUGUCGCGGGCGUUCGGCGACUCCGGCCUGAAGCGGUGGGUGCUCGCCGAGCCGGCGGUCGCCAGGGUGCCCCUGCGCGCCGGCUGCGAGUUCCUCGUCGUCGCGUCCGACGGACUCUGGGACAAGGUGAGCAACCAGGAGGCCGUCGACGUCGUCUCGAGGAGCCGCAACGCGGCGGCGACGUCGUCCGUGGCGCGCUCCUGCGUGGAGCUCGUGGACAUGGCGCGGCGCAGGGGGAGCAGGGACGACGUCACCGUCAUGGUCAUCGACCUCGAGAGGUUCGUGAGAUAGAAGAAGUUACGGAGCUGAGGGAGGCACUGACUGACAGAUCGAGCUUAGUUCACAAAUUUAAGCUGAUGGAGGUUAAACGGAGCACCUUAUUGAUCGAUUGUAAAUAUGCGGCAUCCAGAGCAAAUGUAAUUUUUUUUUCUGUCCCUCAAUGUAAGUAUAGUAUACACGUAGGCCUGGUAGGAGCUAGGAAUGCAUGCAGUGUUUGGAGGGUACAGAAAAUUAGGAAGACAGGUUCCUAUUCAAGGAAUGGUUGUUGGUGUACAGAUAACUCAUUUGAAUUUAAGCUCUCAGACGGCAGGAAAAUGUUUUAUUUGUGCUGAA